GGGGUCCGCCCACCGCUUCCGCCGCCGCGGCCGCCAGGGUGGGGGCGCGGCCCCGAGGGUCCGCCCGGCGGACGGCGGCCCCACUGCAGCCUGGGCUCCCGGCUCCGGCGGCGGCGGCGGCGGCGGCCUCCGUGGGGACACGGCCCCGCGGCGGACAAAGGCGGCCCCGCCAUGGCUCUGAGCGCGGACGGCCCCGGCGGCAAGGGCUCGGGCGCCCAGGAUCUGGAAUCCCUCGACACCUACAUCCAGAACACGCUCUCUGACCUCUACCCACCGUUUGAGGCCACGGCGGCCACGGUGCUCUGGCAGGUGUUCAGCGUGGCCGAGAGGCUCCACGGAGGUGAUGGGCUGCGCUGCCUCACUGACUUCCUCAUCCCUGCCACGAGGGCCCUGCAGCACCUGCAGCAGGAAGCCUGUGCCAGGUACACAGGGCAUGUGUUCUUCCACGAAGGCUGGCCGCUGUGCGUCCACGGGAAGGUGGUGGUGCAGCUGGCAUCCCUGCGCGGAGUGAGGCUCAGGCCCGGCGACUUCUACCUGCAGGUCGCACCGGCGGGGACGCAGUCCGCCAGACUGGUCUUAAAAUGCCUCUCCCGGCUGGGACGAGGCUCCGAGGAAGUUGCUGUGCCUGAGGCCACGUACGGCUGUGUCUUCACAGGAGAGUUCCUGGACCGGGUGAACAGGGAACGCAACAGCGUCCUCUUGAAAAACUGCUUGCUGACCUCAGGCUCUGCUGUCUACCGCACCCCAUGGAGCAACGUCACAGCCCCUGUGUUUGUACCCAUCGGCGGAAGAGUCCUGCCCCACUGCCCCAGCCGUCCUGGGCCUGAGCGGCCACCCAGCUGUGCCUCCGAGGCCCCGGCGCCGGCCAUGGCCAGCGACACUCGGACCCUGCCCCACGGCGGGGGGCCCGAGGACAGUGACCGGCCUGGCCACCUUCCUUCUCUGAGAAGAGCUGAGUGCGAAAGCCCCAGGAGCUCUGACAUCGGCCCAUGGGAGCCCCGUGCAAGCCCUGAAGGACCAGGAGGGAGACUGGACCCCGUGGACAAGCAGGAUGGCCCCCAGGCCCUCACCUCCCCCGAGGAUGCAGGCAGCCUGAGCUCCAGCAGGCGGCCGCCUGGGGCCCCUGCCACCACCGUGGAGGCCAGACGCUGGUUCAGGAAUUCCUACAUGGAGGCCCUUCAGAACCCCAUGCCCCUGGGCUCCAGCUCCGAGGAGGAGUCCCUCGUGGAUGAUGCCUGUGGCACCCGGAGCAAGAGGGCCGGGCCGGCGUCCACCCAGCCCCAGAAAGAAACCCCCGGCCCCCAGGGAGAACGCCAGGGGAUCCGGAGACGACAGAGCUGUCCGAGCGCCGCUGGAAGGACCCUUCCCAGGAGGUCUCAGUCCUGGGACCGAUCCCUCAGGAGCUCCCGAGGUGAUGCCCCCCAUUCGGCCAGCGCCGAACCCCGAGGUCACCUAGGAGGACAGGCUGUGGGGACCAGAGACUUGGGCUCCAGCCACCCCUCUGGCUGCACCAAAGAGGAAGCCGGUGUCCACACAGGUGACCGCAGCCUCCGAGGACAGGACCCCCGCAGGUGUCCUGACCUGCUCGCUGAGCUGCUGUGUUCCGAGGGUGAGGGACAGCCCCCCGGCACGGGAGACCUGCCCAGCCAGGUGCCCCGGCAGGUGCUGGAGAUCAGCCCGGAGCUGCUGCAGUCUGGGGCCGUCACCCUCCCAGGGACCCGGGACCGCCAGGGGAGAGCGGUAGUGCAGGUCUGCACAAGAGGCCCACUCUGGUCCAGCCAACACGUGUCCAGUGCCGAGCUGACCCGCCUGCUGAAGUACCUCCACGGCAUCCCCAGGAAGGAGGUGCGGGACCUGGGGCUGGUCAUCCUGGUGGACACACGCAGGAGUCCGGCUGUCCCUGCCCUCUCCCAGGCCCUGGCAGCUCUGCAGAACAUAUCUCCACCCAUAAUUCAUAGUAUUUUGCUGUUGGUUGAUAAAGAUUCAGCAUUCAGGCCUGACAAGGAUGCAGCAAUUCAGUGCGAGGUGGUGGGCUCCCUGAAGGCCCUGCACAAGUUUGUCGACAGCUCCCAGCUGACUGCAGACCUCGAGGGCUCCUUCCCCUACAGCCACAGCGACUGGAUCUGCUUCCGCCGGAAACUGGAGCCCUUUGUCACCAACUGCCAGGACGCCAUUGCUUUCUUACAAAAUUUAGUUAGCUACCUGAAUACCCACAGGACUCUACGCACGGCUCAGGAGGUCACAGAGUUAAUCAGUGAGCACAAGGCCAUAAUGAAACAAGUCCUGGAAGACGCACUGCUGGUCACCCUCCGCCUGGAAGGUGGGACUGUGCUAGCACGGCUAAGGAGGAAGGAGCAAGGAACCAGUGAAGACAGCCGAGACAGCAUUGAGGCUGCCUCCCGACUGUACAACCAAGUGGACGAAGAGGUGCACAGGCUGGUCCUCACCUCCAACAGGUGUCUCCAGGAGCUGGAGGGUCUGCGAGAACUGAGGGAACUCCAAGAGGAGCGUGACCAGAUCCAAGCGUGGUUUGAACGAGAGCACGAGAAGUGGCUGAGCCCUUUGGAGCUGCUCCCUGUGGAGAACGUGAAGCUGCUGCCGACGGUGGGUGCAGCCCAGCUCCCAGACCCCACAGCGAACAGGAGGAUGCUGCACAGCAGUGAGUGCCUGCAGCCCCUGGGCCCAGAGCUGGCGGCCGAGUAUCUAAAGAGCUGCCCCCAGGAUGCCAAGGCGGUGCUGGGCCUGGGCGGCCAGCAGGCGCUGGAGCAGUGGCACGCCUUGUGGCUGCGGUGCCAGCAGAUGCACCUCUGCCCCCAAAAAGCCCUUUUUGAGGCCGCCUCAGGCCCCAGUGCUCCACCUCCAGACCAGGAACUCUUGAAGCCUGAGCUCAUUCAAGGGGCAGAGAUGAGGCUCCGUGAGCCAUCCUGGACCCCCCUCGCUGCCCCUCAGGGCUGCGCUGGGGAGCGGGCACGACUGCUGCCCGGCCUCCCUGGACAAGUCUCUUUCUGCGGGCAGGAUGGCGAGCACCUGGACUCAGGUGUGCGUGCCCCAGACGACAGCUCCACCUGCCCCUCUGAGCCCAUCCAGAUCCCCGUCGUCCAUCACAGGAGACAUCCCCUGAAGAAAAUGAUGAAGAAAACACUCAGCUCGGAGGCUCCACCACUUGACAGCAGCCCCAGAGAUUCCCACUGGCCAGCCCACACUGGGGUCUGCGACAGAGGCCUGGAGGUGGCCUCAGAGAAGAAGCCCCCACUGAGGCCACACACCAGAAGCCCCCUGGUCACUCGGACCCGGAGCCUGUCCUCUCCCUCCAGGAUCCACGCCUCCGAGGAGGACAGGAGGAGGCCCGCAGGAAGCAGCCGCCUGCAGCACAUAAUGGCCGAGAUGAUCUCCACGGAGAGGGAGUAUGUUAGGUCCUUAGGAUAUGUCGUCGACAACUAUUUUCCAGAGAUGGAAAGGGCGGACCUGCCGCCCGACCUGCGAGGGAAGCGCGGCAUCAUCUUUGGGAACUUGGAGAAGCUCUACGACUUCCACCAGCGGCACUUUCUCUCGGAGCUGGAGCGCUGCCGGCACUGCCCCUUGGCCGCGGGCCGAGGGUUCCUGAGACACGAAGAACAGUUUGGCAUGUACGCGCUCUACAGCAAGAACAAGCCCCAGUCGGAUACCCUGCUCUGCAGCCACGGUCUCACCUUCUUCAAGGACAAGCAGCAGGCGCUGGGCGACAAGAUGGACCUGGCCUCCUACCUGCUGAAGCCUGUGCAGCGCAUGGGCAAGUACGCCCUGCUGCUGCAGGACCUGGUCAAGGAAGCCGGGCGCUGCCCCGCCCACGAGCAGGAGCUGGCGGAGCUGAAGGCCGCAGAGGACAUGGUCCGCUUCCAGCUGCGCCACGGCAACGAUCUGCUGGCCCUGGAUGCCGUUCGCCGCUGCCACGUGAAUCUGAAGGAGCAGGGGCAACUGAGAUGCCGGGAUGAGUUCAUCGUUUACUGCGGAAGAAAGAAGUACCUGAGGCAUGUCUUCCUUUUCGAAGAUCUCAUCUUGUUCAGCAAGACCAGGAAGGUGGACGGAAGCUACGACAUCUACACAUACAAGCAGUCCUUCAAGAUGGCUGACAUCGGCUUGACGGAGACCGUUGGGGACGGUGGUGUGAAAUUUGAGAUCUGGUUCCGCAGGCGACGGAAGUCCCAAGACUCCUACAUUCUCCAGGCCAGCUCUCCGGAGGUCAAGACCAUGUGGACCGAUGUAAUAGGGAAGAUCCUGUGGCGGCAGGUUCUGAGGAACAGAGAACUCAGAAUGCAAGAAAUCGUGCCUGUGGGCCUGGGCAGCACACCAUUCCUGGACAUCAAGCCCAGCGGUGCAGCCCUGAGUGACCAAGCUGCCGAGUACAACAUGAAUGGGACAGAGUCAAGGGCCCAUGUUUCCACAGCUGUGCCUGCCUGUAACCACCCCACGCCCUUCAAGAGACCGCACUCCACCAUCUCAGACAGCAGCACCUCCUCCUCCAGCAGCCAGUCCUCUGCUGCCCUGCAUGUGUCCCCCGGCCAAGCCCACUGGCCCUGGCCGCACGACGUCCACGCCUGCAUCGAGGAGGACGAGCCGGAGCAGGAGACGGGGAGCCAGCCCGCGCUACGUGCCAAGAGCUCGGAGUCUUCCCAGUGCAUGUCCGGGGACAGCAGCCCUGGCCCACCCGGGCUGUCACAGCCCCUGUUCUCUGAUAAGGGCCCCCAGAGCACACCUCCCCCCCUUCCACCGAGGGACCCGCAGCCACAGAUUGACGGAGCCCAGUUCAUCACGACCAACAACACCCCUCAUGUCUUCAGCUUCUGGAUAGCUAUUUGAGUGUCAGGCAAAAACACUCUCUCUGAGACCGGGAUGGGAUGUGGCUACUCCAGGCAGAGGAACCUCAGUCUAGACCUGCACAUGAGGUCUGAGGAUGAAGCUCCAGCUGGGCGCUCCUGCCACACCGGCCCCGGGAUUCUCGGUCACACGCCCCUUGGGACCUGAAGUCAUUUCCAUCAAUUAACCGCUCAGCCUGUGCAUGGCCAGGCCUCCGCUUCCUUCUUCCUGUAUGGUUCUUCCACCUCCGUCCAGCACCGACACCCCAUGCGGCCCAGCCUCUCCCACUGUGGUGGGAGCACACAGACCCCUAUCCCAUGCGGAGGCCCAGACACGCGUGGGCCUCAGAGCAGGGUGAGCCCUCUGGGACUGUGUCUCUGUACAUCAGGCCGUGGGUGACGGGCCCCGCAGAGAUGGGUCCCAGGUGCAGGGUGAAUAUAAGGGAACCUCCGUUCUGUUUCCCAUGUAGCGAGUUGUAUGUAGUCAGCAGAGCAAGACUAGAGUUAGGCUCAGGGGCCACAGGUGACCCCCUGUGAGCCUGGGUGGAGGCUGCACCCUGCUUCCCAGGCAGGCACCAGGGUGGGGCAGGGGCACAGCAGGUGGGCUUGCAGCUCUGAGGAGCCGGUGCCGGAGGCCCGUUGGUGUGGACGUUGCCCGAGAAGACCACCCUCACCAGAGGAGUUGAAUCGGAAGCAGGGAGAGCCUGGGAGACGCCAGACCUGUAAUGAGCUUCCUGCUGCAGACAUCCCUCACCCCCACCCCGCACCACCACCACCACAUGGACCUCCAGGACCAGGGAGUGCUGGUGGCAGGGGCCACGCUUCUCUGAUCUGCCAGCGUGGAGACUGUUUUGUCACAUUUUUAGUGCUGACGUGUCCCAAACUUAGGAACAGAAAUAAAUAGGAUGUGUUUUUACCAAGUG
Pipistrellus kuhlii (Kuhl's pipistrelle) is the source of this 5755-nucleotide messenger RNA. RefSeq names its product pleckstrin homology and RhoGEF domain containing G4B (gene PLEKHG4B). Gene Ontology annotation, molecular function: guanyl-nucleotide exchange factor activity. The transcript is spliced from 23 exons. The record is from RefSeq and is a predicted model, not a curated record. NCBI's taxonomy places the organism in Eukaryota, Metazoa, Chordata, Mammalia, Chiroptera, Vespertilionidae. Bases 172 to 4836 code for a protein of 1554 amino acids.